AUGGCCUUUUUGCCAUCCGGGUACCCCGCUCUGGGCCUCGAUCCUUCAGCGACUCACGCCAUCUCCACGUCAUGGUGGAAUCUGGACCGUUCGUUGAACGCUCUGAUCGAGGGAAUCAACGGCCGGAUUAGCAGCAGAGCAUACAGCACGACAGAAGGCGACGGAAACAGCAAGAACGACGACACAAUCGGGGGAUUCGCGUGGAACGCGCAUGGGCGGAGGCGCAGAGUUGUGAAAUUCUGGCGGAAUGGGGAGAGGCGGAAGGAUCUGGCGGAGCUGUGCCGACGUGGCAUGGGACAAGUGACGCUUGAUUACGUCAGCGGGUGCCUGAAGGAAACUGCUGUGCCCCGGUUUCAAAGAGCCAUCAAGGAAGCAGCGAGUAUUGGGGAAGGGGGAGGGAGGGGAGGGAAUGGAGCAGGACGGGGGACAAAGAAGGGGGGUAAGCAGCACAGGCAGAAGGAAGCUGCCAGGAAAUUACUUUUAGCUUUGAACGAGCUCUGUGCCGUGAAGCACGCUUUCACGUUAGUGCUUGCUGACGUGGCAGCUGACGUGGCACGAUGCCAUGCCAAGUAUGGUGUUGAGGAUACGUGGGGUCAUCCGUGGGCUCAGGUAGGAGGGGCAGAGGAGGAGGAGGAGGAGGAGGAGGAGGAGGGGGAGGUGGGGCAAGAGGAGGGGAAGGAGGUGGGGGAAGCUGAGGGGGAGGAGGAGGAGAACGAAAAGGAAGAGAGUGGGGAGGACAGGGGAGCGGGAGAAGAGGAGGAGUGGGGAGGCGAAGAGGGAGGAGCGGUGGAGGAGUUGAGGGAGAGUAUGCAAGCCAUGCUGGUCAACGCCACACCCCCACAGCUCUACGACAUCUCAACACGCUACGCUAGCACAUUCUUCCCUGCUCGCACGCACGCACAUGCAUGCAUGGCAGGGCUGCUGCAAGAGUUCCUCUCGUCUCGCUUCAAGGAUGUUUCUGAGUGCAUGCGCCCAUUCUAUAGCGAGGAUGAUGACGAGGAGGAGGAAGAUGGGGAGGAAGAGGAUGAAGAGGACGACGAAGAGGAGGUGGAGGAAGGGGAGGGGGAGGAGGAGGAGGCAGAGGAUCUUGAGGAAUCAGCAGAAAAGCUACAUUCAACCCCAGUGGUAACAUCUGCGACCCCUGUAGUUGCCACGGCCACUGCAGGGGGGGAGAGGUACCACCAGCACCCAGGUGAAAGACUCACACCUUUACUGGACGCAGAGAAUCAGAACUUGCACGGAAGCUUCCCUGGGUUUGGGGAAGAGGAGGCGGGGAGCGAGGGCAAGGGGAGGGGACCGAGGAGACGACUGGAGGAUGAAAUGGCUGCGCUUGAAGCGAGGGGGAGAGGGGUAGUCGAGAGGGGAGCGGGAGAGGGAGAGGGAGACAGAGGUGAGGUGCGUGAAGCAGCGGGGGCAGUGAGCGGAGCGGAGCAGGAGACGCUUGCAGCGGUGCUAGAUGGCUUGCUGGGCACUGCGGGUGAAGGGGAGGAGGGUUGGGGCGGGGAGGACGCAGCUUACGGGGACGGCGGGGGCUCUGGAGAGGGGGAGAAUGCAGACUCGCCUGUGUGUUGGGCGGGGCGGUUGGAGGGGAGGAUGGGGCGGGCGUGGGUGUGGCGCGUGCAGCAGGUGAUGCGGGCUCUGGGGUUCUCAGGGCUGUCGUUCCUGUCUCAUGCCGUGCUGUCUGCUGUGCUGCUAGCCCGGCUUAAGGCGCAUGUGCAUGCAUCGGCAGGAGCCGUUUUCGACCGUCGGAUCCUCCUGCGCCUGCACCGGUGGCUGCAGGUCACUGCGCUGCCCUUCGUUACUAUCACCACCUGCACUGUCACCACUAAGGCCAGCACCACCGGUAUUAGCACCAGCAGAGGUGAUGCCUCUGCCAUCUCCAGCUGUAGUUCUCGCGUGUCAGAUCCGAUCUCAGCCGCACAUCUGCGGCAGUGGCACGCGUGGUUGCGCCACGUGGCAGGCAGGGAGCUGUGCGCUGUACGCACAGGGCAGCUAUUUGACAUCAUAGUCGACUACCCCGACUCCACCCCCGCCCUCCUCGACCUUAAAGACUGCCUCGAGAAUGGCGGUGCUGCUGCUGCUGCUGAUGCCACUGCUGCUAACGCUGGUUCCACCGCUGAUUUUGGUGGUGCUGCUGUUGUGGAGGGGUUUGGGACUGCCGCGUUUGCAGCCGCUGCUCCGCCUCUGAUUGCUCUCGUGGCCGCGCAAGGAGGGAGCAGUUUGAGGGGAGCCAUGGGAGGGGAGGGUGCCGGCCUGGGAAGGGAAGGUGGCAGUGGUGGUGGUGGCAUUGGUGGUGUGGGGAACGCUUACGGGAGGCUGGUUGCGUCGUUCCGAGCGGCGCUGGCCAAUCGGCUGCUGACAGCUGGCGCGUCGACAGCGGAUAUCUUGCAGCAGUACGUGUCGGCGAUACGGGCGCUGCGGCUGGUGGACCCGUCAGGGGUGGUGCUGGAGGCAGUCAGUGAGCCCAUUCGACAGUACCUGCGAGGGAGAAAGGACACCAUUCGCUGCAUCAUGACUCUGCUGACUCAGCAUCCUUCUGCAGCGCCAGGUGGCGCCAUUAAGGCCGCUGCUGACGUGGCAGAUGAUGUGGCAGGGGAGGCGGGGGACCCGGGUGACUUGUCACUACUGGAGGAGCUAAGCCGGGCGGCGGAAGGGGGCGAGGGGGAGAUGGGCGGCAGUGGGGAAGGGGAGGAGGAAGGGGCAGGAUUGGGGGAAGAUCUGUCUGCGGCUUAUGCUGCUGCUGAGCGCUGGCAGCCAGACCCGAUCGAUGCAGACCCCUGGCAGUCCUGGCAGCCAGUCCCUAUUGACGCUGACCCCUGGCAGUCGACAGGGCAGGCACAGAGGGCGAGGGACAUAGUGCGCGUGCUGGCAGGGGUCUGGCAGCCAGACCCCAUUGAUGCAGACCCCUGGCAGUCGUCAGGGCAAGCACAGAGGGCGAGGGACAUAGUGCGCGUGCUGGCGGGGGUGUUUGGGUCGCGGGAGGUGCUGCUGGGGGAGUAUCGAGGCAUGCUGGCGGAGCGGCUGGUGGGGCGCGCUGGGUACGACACUGACCGGGAUGUGCGCACCCUGGAACUGCUCAAGGUGCGUGGACAGGUGCUGCUGGGGGGGUAUCAAGGCAUGCUGGCGGAGAGGCUGGUGGGGCGCGCAGGGUACGACACUGAUAGGGACGUUCGCACUCUGGAGCUGCGCAAGCUCCGCUUUGGAGAAUCCAAUCUGCACGCGUGCGAGGUGAUGCUACGAGACAUGGCGGAUUCAAAGCGCAUCAACGGCAACGUGAAAGCGGCCAUGCGGAAGGCAAGGGAGGAGGCUCGGGACUUGGCAGAGGCGCGUUCCAAUAUUGCUCGCUCGAAAGCCAUCAUGAGGCGACGAGGCCUAUCAGUGGUGGGGACAGGGAGGGGAGCAGCAACGGCACAGAGAGAAAGCAGGGGCACAGGGGGAGGUGUAUCUGGAGCAGGUGUAUCUGGAUCGGGGGUAUCUGGGUCAGGCUCAUCUGCAUGGUCGCAGGCACACACACCCGAGCACCUGGUGGUGAGGGGCAUGGCAUCGUUCUCCACCCCUCCAGACCGACCUGGGAGAGGAGGAGAAGGGGGGGAGGGAGGGGGAGGGGGAGGGAUUGUGGGAGGGGGAGGGGCGUCGCAGUGGUUCACUCCAGACUCGUUUGCUUCUCCUCCUCCUCCUGCUGCAGCAGCACAGGCACCCCCUGGGGCACCUGCCCCUCCUCCCCGGGCAGCCCGCCCAAAUCUUCUGUCCCGCUGGGCCCGCCUCCGCCCGGACCUCCGCACACCGACUUUUUCCGGUGACCGUUCCGCAGAUCGCGGGCAGCCUGGAAAUUCUGCCCGAACCCCCGGCCAAUCAGGUGGCGGCAGCUCAGCAAUGGGGGGAAACAGGAGCGCUGGGAGAGGCGGGCAGGGGGGGUUAUGGGAUGUUAUGGAUGCAUUGGGAGGGGAGGGGAGUGGGGACGAGGAGGAUGAGGGGGAGAUUGAAGGAGGGGAGGAAGAGGAGGAGGCGAAGCCGGAGGAGAAAGAGGAGUUGCUAGAAGCAGAGAAUUUAGACGCCACGAUCGUCUCGGCACUGUUCUGGCCGGCUUUCCAGGAGGAAUCGGUGCGGUUACCAGCGCCUGUAACCAAGCUGAUGGAGGAGUAUUCAACCAAUUAUGCGACGCUGAAAGCGCCCCGUAAGCUGCAGUGGAAGGCGAACCUUGGGUGUGUUACAAUUGAGCUGGAGUUUGGUAACGGGCGGAGCACUCAGCAGUACACCGUAACGCCCGUUCAGGCGGCCAUUAUCCUGAAAUUCCAAACAGCCGGAGCAGGAGGGGGAGAUAAGUGUGGGGGAAGUGCAGAUGACGGUGCGGAAAACGGAGAAGUUAAUAAGGAGGACGAGACGAGGCCCCAAUGGGCGGCAUCUGAGCUGGCGGCAGCAGUGGGCCUGUCAGUGCCGGUGCUGCGUCGGCGAAUCACAUUCUGGGUGAAUCAGGGCGUGAUUGUCGAAUCGGUCGCGACCAAUCGGUCUCCUCCGGAACCUCUUUUCACAGCUGUAGAUUACCAAGUCGACCCUGCUUCUGCUGGUGCUGCUGGUGAUGCUGGUGGGGAUAGAGAUGGUGAUGCUGAUGCCGCCGCUGCUGCUGCUGCUGGUGAGGGUGCUGGGCUGGGUGGGUUGCGAGGGGAUGGAGAGGGGGAGGAUAUGGUAGCAGGCGGAGAGUUGCUAAUCGGAGAUGAGGACGAGGAGGAGGAGGGGGGAGGCAUGGUGGCAUCGUUGGAAGCGCAGAGGAAGCAGGAGAGUGCGGUGCAUGAGUCGUUCAUCACGGGCAUGCUCACCACGUUCGACGGCCUCCCUAUAGAGCGAAUCCACAACAUGCUCAAGAUGUUUGUGUCCGACCCGCCAUAUGAUCGCUCGCUGGCGCAGCUGCAUGCGUUUCUGGGGGUGCUGGUGGCGCAGGAGAAGCUGGAGCUCAGGGAUGGGCUGUACCGUAAGAAGAAGUAG
Messenger RNA from Closterium sp. NIES-65, 4980 nucleotides. The record is from the annotation of a GenBank genome assembly. Lineage: Eukaryota; Viridiplantae; Streptophyta; Zygnematophyceae; Desmidiales; Closteriaceae.